AUGGAUUAUGUAAUUACGAUAUCAUCUUGUUUCUUUCUUCAAAAUAUGUAUGCCAGAUUCCAGACAUUAAACGAUCUGUGGAAAUGUCUACCUUCCGACUUAGUCCCCAUCUCCGACCAAUGGACACACAUCGAAAUUGUGGUUUUUAUGGAAAACACACGACUGCUACACGCUGAACUCUGCGAAUUGUUAAAAAUGUUUACUCUAGGUUACGGUAGAAUGCUUUUGGGUUUAUUCGUAUUCAGCUUUAUCAAUUUGAUUUCCAGUAUUUAUAUAAUUAUCAACCAUAGAGCAUUAUACCUAUACGACUCUUAUUCAACCAACAAAUCUUAUUCACGAAUAUUACCAUUGAUGGUCGAUGUACAAAUCAUCACGUUUCUGAUGUCUAUUAUCGUUUUCGUUUCAUUUAUAAACGAGAAGAGAUUGAAAAUGAUAUCAUAUCUAAGAUUAUAUAGAAUUUCAAAUUUACACUUUGACAUAAAACGACAGAUCAAAAUGUUUAUGAAUCAAAUAUCAGUUUGUGAUUCAGACCGAAUUUCGGCAUUUGGGUUUUUUGAAAUCAAUUUAAAUCUCGUUACAUCUAUACUGGUAUUAUUGAUUAGUGGAGUAAUCACAUUAAUACAGAUGAAAGAUCAUCCAAUGAUAUUGAAAUUAAAUAAUGAUACUUAUUCUUUUUUUGCAAAUUAUACGAAUUUAAAAUUUAAUUAA
This is a messenger RNA of Macrosiphum euphorbiae (potato aphid), 708 nucleotides long. The record is from the annotation of a GenBank genome assembly. NCBI's taxonomy places the organism in Eukaryota, Metazoa, Arthropoda, Insecta, Hemiptera, Aphididae.